GUGACACUUUAGUGGUUACACCUUGGAAACAGCAAGGAAACUUUUCAUGUGGAGUUGGUGUCAAGAAAGCAAGACAAACUUCUGAGAUUACCAAGUCAUUACAAUCUUCUCGCUAAUGGAUGAAAUCCUCUCUCUACACCCUGUGUUACUGAAAUAUGGCUGAGGAUGGCUGAGGAUAAAAUCCAAUCACCUGAAGAGCAACUAGGCAUUGGUGACGAUACGUCUACAGCCACAGAUGAUCGUCAAGCUACGUCGAUUUCCGUCGAGGAGAAACUGGACGUCGAAAGCAUCAUUUCAUCAGAUGUGGCUGAAGAUAAAAUUCCACAACCUGAUGAAAAACUAGGAACUGGUGACAGUACGUCUACAGCAACCAAGGACGCUCAAGUUACGACAGCGGUUAAGGAAAAAAAGGAUGUUCAUGAAAAAAGCUCAUCAGCAACUGACGAUCCUCAUCUAGCAUCAGUUUUCGAGGAAGAGAAACUGAACAUAAACAAAAAUACUUCAACUGCCUUGGAGGAUCCUCAAGUUGAAUCGAUAUCAGUUGAUGAUCAAGUUACCUCUAUUUCUGUUGAGAAGAAACUGGACGUCCAAAACAGCAUAUCAUCAGCCUUUGAAGAUCAUCAAGUUGCAUCCGUUUUAGACGAGAAGAAACUGACCAUUCAUGAAAACACUUCAUCAGGUGAAGGAAAACAAGAAAUUGGUGACAAUGCUUCUCGAGCCACAGUAGAAGCUCAUGUCACAUCGAUAUCAGCGGAGGACAAACUCGACGUUCAGAAGAACACCUCACCAGCCUCAGUCAAAGCCGACCUUCAACAGUGCCAAGUUGACGUCGUUAUUAUCACUGGUGGUCUAACUCCCAUCCUACAGUUGUUAGACAAAUGCCUAAACAAGCCGACAAUGAGGACAAACAACUAG
Molecule: messenger RNA, 915 nt
Organism: Stylophora pistillata
Lineage: Eukaryota; Metazoa; Cnidaria; Anthozoa; Scleractinia; Pocilloporidae
Molecular function (GO): protein binding
Source: RefSeq, a predicted model, not a curated record